Molecule: messenger RNA, 1065 nt
Organism: Acanthaster planci (crown-of-thorns starfish)
Lineage: Eukaryota; Metazoa; Echinodermata; Asteroidea; Valvatida; Acanthasteridae
Product: NXPE family member 3-like
Source: RefSeq, a predicted model, not a curated record
AUGAGGCGCAUUCGGAUCAGGUUCCGCCUGUUUGUUCUCUUCGCCAUGCCAGUACUGGGAGUCAUUCUCAUGUUAGGCUACAGCGCUCUGUCGCUAGCGGAUCGAGAUCUACCGUGGAACGACCCGGCGGUCCACAUGAAAUACCGCGUUCACCACGCUGUCACCCCCGCGGCCUGGCCCAGCUUCAACCUCAUCCCCAAUGCCCGUAACACCAGGAACAUCGCCCGCCGAGUACCGGGACCAGUAGCUAAGGGUCUGCCCGGCCGGUGGCUGCACCAACGCGGCAACAUGGGCCUGACCAGCUUCAGGACCUCCACUCUCUCACUGGUUCCGGCCACAGUCAAAGAGGGACAGAUGUUUCGCGUGAUGAUAGAGGCACGCGACCAGAAUAAUCGACCGCGUAAUAUGGGCGGCGACUUCUGGUGCGCCACCCUCACUACCAAGGGUGGAGGCUACACGGCCGGUCGAGUGCUGGACCACUCCAACGGCUCGUACAGCGUCUACUUCUUCGCCGGCUGGUCGGGCACGGCCAACAUCGACGUCACGCUAGUCCAUCCCAGUGAGACCGUGGACUACCUUGUGCACACUGUGUGGCACGCCUACGACCGCAUCGUCUGGCUCGGAAGGUUCGAGGAAGGGGACAAGAAGUCCACCACGACCUGCGUGCUCAGGCGGGGAGGGCCCUGGACGGGCAAGUGCGAGCUGUCGCACCCGUACGCCCUUGGCAAAACGGUGCUUCUCUGCGAUCAACCCGCCCACGGGCUGAAGUGUGACUCCAUCGUGGCAGUCUACAACAACAACACUCGCAUCCGAGAGAGGGCGUCCGAGCUAACAGCGGGAAAGGAGCAUUUAUUUCAAGGCGAUUACUACUCGAGGAAAUUGAAGGAUACUCCAAAAACUAUCAACAUUGCAAACACAACCACUUCAAACAGGGAUCACCUGAUGAGGCAGAUACCAGUGUGCGAGCCGGACCAGCCCAGGCCACUCAGCUCCGGCUACUGGCGAGACUCUGAAACGUGGGUGUCCCUCGCUUGCCGAAGCAGACAGAAAAUGAACAUCUCGUGA